This is a messenger RNA of Helianthus annuus (common sunflower), 1227 nucleotides long. RefSeq names its product glyoxylate/hydroxypyruvate reductase HPR3. The transcript has 3 exons. NCBI's taxonomy places the organism in Eukaryota, Viridiplantae, Streptophyta, Magnoliopsida, Asterales, Asteraceae. Gene Ontology annotation, cellular component: cytosol. The coding region runs from base 95 to 1123 and encodes 342 amino acids. Gene Ontology annotation, molecular function: glyoxylate reductase (NADPH) activity; NAD binding; hydroxypyruvate reductase [NAD(P)H] activity. The record is from RefSeq and is a predicted model, not a curated record.
AUGGUUAGAUGUCCACAUUGGUUACUUGAAUGAAUAUGUGGCCGAGAAUUUAAGUGUAAAGUUUCCACCCCACUCUACAGACACUUAUUGUACAAUGGCCGAUGACAACAACCUGCCUGCUGUAAUCAUCCAUCGUCUUUCUGAUUUCCAACACCCAUUGCCCUGGCCUAAACACACCAUCUUCAACCCGAUAGAAUCUUCGGAUCCAUUGUACCCGGUCCACCGGGCAUCUGCGCGGGUCCUAAUUGUGAUCCCGCCCAGCCCGCUUAAAGCUGAGCACUUGGACCAAUAUCCUUCUGUUGAAUGCGUUGUUGGAACAUCAGCUGGGGUUGACCAUAUUGACUUAGCCGAGUGCCGGGCCCGAAACAUUCGUGUUACUGGCGCUGGCUCCGCCUUCGCUGAAGACGGAGCCGAUUACGCUAUAGGCCUUUUGUUGGACGUCCUCAGGCGUGUUUCUGCUGCUCAUCGGUUUGUUCGGGCCGGAUUGUGGCCCGUUAAAGAUCAUUUUCCUCUUGGAAACAAGGCAAUAUGCCUAGUGGAGAUGGAUAUGAUCGGGUUGUUCCGCUGGUGGCAUGAUGAUAUUACAGUGUUAGGAGAAAAACGAGUUGGGAUUGUUGGGCUUGGAAAUAUCGGCACCUUGGUUGCUAAACGGCUCGAACCAUUCGGCUGCACCAUUGCCUACACCUCAAGAAACAAGAAACCCCAAAUUCCAUAUGCAUACUACCCCACUGUUCUUGAUCUUGCAACCAACAGUGAUUCCUUAAUCAUUUGUUGCGCGUUGUCCAACAAAACUCGCCACAUUAUCAACCGUGAUGUCUUAACUGCCCUCGGGAAGAAGGGCGUUAUCGUCAAUAUUGGGCGUGGGGCCCUUGUGGACGAAAAGGAACUAGUGAAGUUCCUUGUUGAAGGUGAGCUUGGAGGAGCAGGUCUUGAUGUGUUUGAGAAUGAACCCGAAGUACCAAAGGAGUUAUACAUGCUUGACAAUGUUGUUUUAUCUCCACACAGAGCUGUUGCAACACCAGAGUCGUUUAAUAAUGUUAUGGAGGUAGUGAUUGCGAACAUAACGGCUUUUUUCUUGAAUAAGCCAUUGUUGUCUGAAAUUGAUCUGAAUGAUUGGUGUUGAUCGACAUGGAUCAUUGUCGCAUUUGUAAUGUUGUAUCAAUUUGGUCAUAUUAGUGUUGUGUAUGUUGAACUUGGAAUAAGUAAGAACAACACUUUGAUUAAGAU